Messenger RNA from Helianthus annuus (common sunflower), 874 nucleotides. Its product is annotated as early nodulin-like protein 1. NCBI's taxonomy places the organism in Eukaryota, Viridiplantae, Streptophyta, Magnoliopsida, Asterales, Asteraceae. Gene Ontology annotation, cellular component: plasma membrane. The record is from RefSeq and is a predicted model, not a curated record. The transcript has 2 exons. Gene Ontology annotation, molecular function: electron transfer activity. Bases 64 to 708 code for a protein of 214 amino acids.
UGCCUUUCAUGUUAAACAUUCAUUUAUCCUUCCCAUUUUGCCCUUUUCUUUCUUGCUUUUGCAAUGCUGACCCUUCUAGGGCUUUUUAGUCUUUUCCUGACGACGAUUCAAACCGGCUAUGCAUACCAGUUCAAGGUUGGUGGUUCCGGUGACUGGAGCCUUGCAGCAUCAUCCUCCUAUGAUCAAUGGGCGCAAAAAGGCCGGUUUCAAACGGGAGACACCGUUUUAUUUAACUACCAGGCUAAUGAGGACUCAGUGCUCCAAGUAACCGAAGCCGACUACAAGAACUGCAGCACAGCCUCACCGAUUGCAAAAUACAGUGACGGCCACACUAUGAUCACGCUAAACCAAUCCGGGCCUCAUUAUUUCAUCAGUGGGGUUGUAGAUCACUGCAAAAACCAUGAGAAAGUGGUGAUUAUCGUAUUGGCAGACCGAAGCAACCACACUUCCGACACUCCAUCUCCAUCUCCGUCUGCAUCUCCACCUCUACCUGCAUCUCCGCCAACUCUACCGCCAGCUCCCACCAGUGAACAGUUUGCCUCACCUCCACCCGCCCCAAGUGCACCAGAACCCGACCUCAAUCCGGCCCCAACUCCAGCUCAUUCGGACGAAAACCCUCCACCAUCUCCUACUCCAAGUGGUGCAUCUUCAACGGUCAUGGAUCUCUUUUGCUUUUUUGGAGCUUUGGGUGGUUUCUUUCUUCUUUAAGAUUUUUGAGUUUGUUGUGUUUAUUAUCCAUACACUUUGUUAAAUAAAUUCGUGGUAAUUGUGUUAAGCCGCUUGUGCGCGUUUGUGUGUAUAUAUGUAUAUGUAUGUGAACAAUAUUUGUAAGUGAAGCAAUUCAAGAAAAUAAGCAAGUAUAUUUGCAGUCCAA